This is a messenger RNA of Cajanus cajan (pigeon pea), 766 nucleotides long. RefSeq names its product thioredoxin H2. NCBI's taxonomy places the organism in Eukaryota, Viridiplantae, Streptophyta, Magnoliopsida, Fabales, Fabaceae. The record is from RefSeq and is a predicted model, not a curated record. Gene Ontology annotation, molecular function: protein-disulfide reductase activity.
UGUAUUCAUCCAAAGUAAGAAGUAAGAAGCAAAACCUCUUCUAACUAGAGAGAGAGAGUUGUACAGAAAAAAAAAUUUGGUUGUGUGCCACCAUAUUAAGAAAUUAAGGAGCAAGAUGGGAGGCAACUUAUCCUGCCACAUUCUCACCUUCCAUUCCGCUGCUAAAUGGAAGGCUCACUUUGAUGCCUCCAAAGAAACUAAUAAGUUGAUGGUGAUCGAUUUCACGGCUACAUGGUGUGGACCUUGCAAAUACAUGAACCCAGUUAUACAAGAGUUUGCUGCACAGUACACGAACGUGGAAUUCAUCAAGAUUGAUGUGGAUGAAUUGAUGGGGGUUGCAAAAGAAUUCCGGGUGCAAGCAAUGCCAACUUGCAUAUUGAUGAAGAAAGGCAAAGUUGUCGAUAAGGUGGUGGGAGCUAAAAAGGAAGAGCUACAAAAGCUUAUUGAGAAGCAUCUGAAUUGAGUGUGUGUGUAUGAUCGACCAUAUAUAAAGGAAGAGGAAUAAGGAGAAAUAUUCUUCAAUAUCUCCUGCCAUUUCCCAUUAUCAUGCCAAAUGGUGUGACGUGUGCUUAGAUAAUUUUCUUGAAGCUCUUUUUAGGGGAAAAAAAUGUUUUUGAGGAGUUUAUUAUUUUAGUGAUUGACCGGAAAUAUUUAAAGUCAGACAAAAAAAAAGAAGCAUUUGUGUGUGGCCAAAAGAAAAAGAAUUGUCAUUUACUUUUUGUGAGAGAAAUUAAUGCCAGACAAGCCUUGGUUAAGUUCAAAAUUA